This is a messenger RNA of Chlamydomonas reinhardtii, 2274 nucleotides long. RefSeq lists its product as uncharacterized. Bases 204 to 1235 code for a protein of 343 amino acids. The transcript has 7 exons. NCBI's taxonomy places the organism in Eukaryota, Viridiplantae, Chlorophyta, Chlorophyceae, Chlamydomonadales, Chlamydomonadaceae. The record is from RefSeq and is a predicted model, not a curated record.
CAAGGCAGACCUUAAACAAACAGGCUGUAUUUGUGUAUUACCCUCGCUGUGCUACUGCUGCGACCUAUCUUGAAUAGUCCUGCGCUCGUCUCCUUUAUUGACAUUCUUCUAUUGCCUCUUGAACUCGGUUGCCAGUCGAACAAAUUAGAAAGUCUGAGCGGGCUUCGCCUCUGUGCUGGCCGCUGCGACGAACAACACUGAGGAUGCACUUCUUCAGCCACGCACCGCAGCCGGUGCAGAAGGAGGUUGAGGCAUUCUGGUACUUGAACCUAUCGCCGGAGCAACAGGCAGCGCAUGACAAGUUCUUGGCGCAUUUGACGGACACCAAGCAGCUACUGGUUGGCCACGAUGACCGCUACACGUUGCUACGAUUCCUUAAAGCCCGCCAGUGGGACGUGAACAAGGCGACGAUAAUGUACACCAACAUGACUAAGUGGCGCGCGGAGCACGGCACGGACCGGUUGUACGAGACGUUCACGUUCCCGGAGGAGGACCAAGUCAUCGAGCACUACCCGCACUUCUACCACAUGACGGACAAGUUCGGGCGGCCGCUGUACAUCGAGUUGUUGGGGCACACGGACGCCGCCAAAAUACUGGAGCACACCAGCAUGGAGCGGCUGAUGGACUACCACAUUGUGGAGUGGGAGCGGCUCAAGCGGGAGAUCCUGCCGCGCUGCAGCCUGCUGGCGGGCAAGCCCAUCAUCACCAAGAACGUGAUCCUGGAUCUGAAGGGCGUGUCGAUGAAGAACUUUGGACACGCCGCGCGCGAGAUCCUGACCAAGAUCGCCGCCAUUGACCAGGACUACUACUGCGAGUCGCUGGGCCAGAUGUUCAUCAUCAACACGCCCACCGUGUUCCGCCUCAUCUGGGCGGUGGUCAACCCCAUGCUGGAGGAGCGCACGCGGCGCAAGAUCAUCAUCCUGGGGUCCGACUACAUGCCCACCAUCACGCAGCUCAUCCCGGAGGACAACCUGCCCGCCUGCCUGGGCGGCAAGGGCGCGCGCACGGACAUGAAGACCACCAUUGGGCCGUGGACGGAGGUGGAGCUGCCCGCGCCGGGGCCAGCAGCGAUGGCGGCGGCGACGGCAGCAGCGGCCUCUCCCGCGAAGGAGCCGGCGGCAGCUUCUCCCGCAAAGGAGCCGGUGGUGGCUUCUCCCGUGAAGGAGCCAAUGGUGACGGUGCCAGCUGAUACCGUGGCGGUGACGGUAGGCAACGGCAUCAUCGCCGCUCACUGAGCCUCCUGCGCGUCGCUCGUGUGUGAAGAGUCUUGUCUAGUGGUAGUGGGGUUCGCAUUGAGGGAGCUGAUGUGCAUGUUUCGUGCAGCGCUUGCCGUAUCGAACGUGGUGUGGCUUGUUAAAUGGAUUGUCGCUAACAAAAAGACAUGUUGUGCGUGAGAUGGACAUCGUGACGCCAUGAUUAACAACUGCGGCAGCAGCCGUGGCCAUUGGCCGCGGCUGUUGCAUUGCUGGAAGCUUUCCAUGUAGUAUGCACAUCAUUAUGCAGUUAGAGUGCACGUUAGGCGGUGGCAUGACUCCAAGAUUUGGCUGGAGUGAGUUUGCACAGCGCUUCUUGUGUGGGUUGUCGAGUGGGGCACUGCCGGGAACCGCCGCCGGCCACUGCCGAUGCAGAGGACGAGUCGGGGCUUGCCAAAAGGGGCUUCAUUGCGCCCCAGUGGAAGCAGUACCUCCAAGGACGUCUGCCGUGUGUGCAUGUCUGCUGCAUGCGGAGUGUGGCGUAUUUUUCGCGUGGGCGGCAGGGAGCUAUGUGGGGGUUCAGGCUUAACAACAGCGUCUGAGGCGCGCGCACGGUUUCCAAGGCCAUGCAUGCAGCCAGCAAUUUGGAGCUUUCGAAGGGUUUCGAGCAGCAGGGCGGAUGGAUGGGAGGGGCGGGCAUAUCGUGCCAAGGCAUCUAACCCCGUAGGCUGACGGGGUAGCAGUCGACGUUGUUGGGAGUUGACUAGCACCUUGCUUGGGCGGACUGUCCCUUCUUGUAUGUCGCAUUCAUAGUCGAACAUGCCUAUUAAUGUUGCACAAUGUGGGUUUUCCGGCGUCGUGCUCACCACCUUGUACCCACACACAACAAUUAAGUUGGUCGGGUCCCCCAGCCCGGGGAGGUACGGCACACCGAUGCCGCCGCCUGUACUGACACACAUAUGCACACACCGUAAACCGUUGCUUUGCUGCAUCGAAUACACUGUCUUUGCGCUAUGUUCUCCUUGUGCUUUUUAACACACACAUGCACCGCCGCUGCCAUACCGUAAUGCCUCAUGCCUGA